AUGGUCAUCAGAAGCAACCGAGCCAGCGUGGCUAAGGACGGCGUGCAUGUCGACGAGCAGAAGCGAUACAACUCAGACUCAAGCAAAGCCUCGGCAAAUCUAUCGGUACAAAGAAUUUCAAACGACGAUCCUGAUGGCUUCAACAACGUCCUGGAAGAGAAAACUCAUCCUCAGUUCACCGCCAAAUCGUGGACCUCGCAGCGAAAAUGGAUGAUUCUCAUUGCCAUGUGGUUCGUUCAGGUGUCGCAAAAUUACAACGCCGCUGUCUUUCCAAGCAUGUAUCCUUUCAUCGGAGAGCAUUUCAACAAGACUUCAGAGCAGGCCAACAUCGGGCAAAUGCUGUUCUUGGUCCUCUACGCUUUCGGCUGCGAACUCUGGGCACCGUUCAGCGAAGACUUUGGACGGAAAUGGGUCCUCUUCUCUUCCCUCUUCCUGGUCUUCUGCUGGCAAAUCCUCCUUGGCGCGUCUCCGACCUUCACCGCCAUCCUGGUCGCUCGAGCUCUCGGCGGUCUAUCCUCAGCCGGAGGCUCAGUCACACUGGGCAUGGUCGCAGACAUGUACCAGCCGGAGACCCAAUUCCAAGCCGUAGCAUUUACCUGCUUCGGUUCCGUGUCAGGCUCAGUCUUCGCCCCGAUAAUCUCUGGAAUUGUAGCCAUGACUCUUGGCGGUCGCUGGGUAGCCUACAUGUCCGUGAUCCUCGCCGGCCUCACGAUUCUCAUCCAUCUCUUCGUCCCAGAGACCCGCGCCGAAGUCCUCCUCGACCGUAAAGCGAAAGAACUCCGAGAAAGCGACCCGGAGGGAACAGGAAAAGACAUCUACGGACCUUGGGAAAAGAACCCCCUCAAACAACGUCUCCAACCCAAGGCAAUCUGGGAAAUGCUCUAUCGCCCUUACAAAUUCCUCAUCACAGAACCAAUCGUCCUCUUCAAUUCCCUCCUCUCAGGUUUCAGCGACGCCCUCAUCUUCUCCGGUCUAGAAUCCUUCGGCUACAUCAUGGCGAAAUGGAAUUUCAACCAAGCUCAAGUAGGCUAUUGUUUCGCGUCGCUGAUGAUCGGCUACCUGAUCGGCUGGGCACUAUGGUCACUCCACUAUCGACUCAACCCAGGCCGUCCAGCGAAGAACAACAGAGUCCCAGAGGAACGACUCUGGCUCCUUUGCUGGGUCGUACCACUCGAAGCCGCAGGACUGAUCGGUUUGGCAUUCUGCUCUCUAGGUCCCAAAUACGGUGUGCCGUGGAUUGCACCUCUGAUUUGCGUCGGAUUGGUGGGAAUCGCAAAUUAUGGCAUCUAUAUCGCCACGAUUGAUUACCUCAUUGCAGCGUAUGGUCCAUUUGCCGCUUCGGCCACGGGAGGGAAUGGCUUCUGUCGAGAUCUCUUCGCUGGUCUUGCUGCGUUGUAUACCAAGAAGGCUUAUACCACGAUUGCGGUCAAUACGCCGUAUGAGCUUGUCUGGCCGACGCUGAUCUUCGGGAUCAUUGGCAUUGCCCUUGCGAUUCCGGUUUAUGUGUUCUAUUUUCAGGGAGAGUGGUUCCGUGUCAGGAGCAAGUAUGCUAUGAAGCUUGAGGCGGAGAGGCAGGGACAUUGA
Molecule: messenger RNA, 1584 nt
Organism: Pseudocercospora fijiensis CIRAD86
Lineage: Eukaryota; Fungi; Ascomycota; Dothideomycetes; Mycosphaerellales; Mycosphaerellaceae
Exons: 1
Coding region: 1-1584 (527 amino acids)
Biological process (GO): transmembrane transport
Molecular function (GO): transmembrane transporter activity
Source: RefSeq, a predicted model, not a curated record